Messenger RNA from Galleria mellonella (greater wax moth), 6057 nucleotides. RefSeq names its product GPI mannosyltransferase 3 (gene PIG-B). Gene Ontology annotation, molecular function: alpha-1,2-mannosyltransferase activity. Gene Ontology annotation, biological process: GPI anchor biosynthetic process. Bases 139 to 1656 code for a protein of 505 amino acids. The record is from RefSeq and is a predicted model, not a curated record. NCBI's taxonomy places the organism in Eukaryota, Metazoa, Arthropoda, Insecta, Lepidoptera, Pyralidae. The transcript has 10 exons. Gene Ontology annotation, cellular component: endoplasmic reticulum membrane.
CGGCGGGUUUUGUAGUGUUUGAGGUUAGACAAUUUAUUAUGAAAAUAUUGAUAUUUUGUUUAUAGACGAAAGAAUUUGUAGUCAUAAUAAUAUUAUUUUAAUUCCUAUAAUAAUAUUGAAUCACAGUGUAGCGGGAGAAUGGCAUUGGCAAAGGCGCUGAGACCACGCGAAGUGGUCUUGGUGAUACUGUUUGUGAGGAUCCUGUCGGUAUUCCUGGUGCAAACGUGGUAUGUACCAGAUGAGUACUGGCAAACCUUGGAGGUAGCCCAUAAACAUGCGUUUGGAUAUGGAGCCCUAACUUGGGAAUGGCAGAGAGGUAUAAGAAACUAUUUAUAUCCAAGUGUAGUAGCUGCUCUAUACACAUUACUGAAGUUGACUGGAUUGGAUCAUCCCCAAGCUGUGAUUAUCCUGCCUAGAAUUCUUCAAGCCAUUAUCAGUACAGCUGCUGAUUACAGCUUUUAUAAAUGGACUGGGCGCAAAUGGGGACUCUUUCUUAUCUUAACAUCAUGGUUCUGGUUCUACACUUCUGGAAGGACACUACUUCAGACCCUGGAGACUGCCUUUGUGGCUGUAGGCCUCUCUCUAUUCCCAUUUAAAGCGGGCAAAAUGGGAUAUUAUGAAAAAGAGAAUAACAAGUGGGUGUGGUUUGCGUGCAUAUCGGUAUUUGUACGGCCGACUUCGGCACCACUGUGGUUCGUCUUAGGCAUCUACAACGUGGUGACCACCAACCAGGGUCGUCUCAAGCUACUCCUGCGCACCUAUCUGCCUAUUGCUUUAAUAAGUGGCGGAGCCCUAGUAGCACUGGACUCCUACUUCUAUGGUAGACUCGUUGUGACGCCAUGGGAAUUCUUCAGAUUCAACGUAUUGUAUGACGUGGCUUCCUUCUAUGGACAACAUCCUUGGCACUGGUACAUCACACAAGGGCUACCAGCCGUGCUGGGAGUGAACGUGCUGCCAGUUCUCGCCUCGAUGUACGCGAUACUCCGCCGCCCUAAAGAACACAAGAUUGGUCUACUAUUGUUGGUUGCGGCCACUUUGUAUGUGGCGCUUUAUAGUUUCAUAUCACACAAAGAGUUUCGGUUCAUGCUACCCCUACUGCCGAUUCUGUUGUACCUGGCACAAGAUGUUAUUGCCCCAUGGAGCCGGAAAGCGAAAAAAUGGCAACUAUACAUAGUGGCGGGUGUAAUCCUGGUAGGCAACGCUGUGCCCGCGCUCUACUUCGGCUACGUACACCAGGCCGCCACAGUGAAAGUGGUGCCGCUCCUGCGGGACGCUGUUCCUCACAACAGAUCCUCCAUCGCCUUCCUGAUGCCUUGCCACUCGACGCCGCUCUACAGCCACCUCCACAUAAACGUGACGACCCGCUACCUGAACUGCGACCCGCCGAUCGACAAAGUGGGCGAGACGCACGAAUCGGAGGCGUUCUUCAACAACCCGCUGCGGUGGUGGCGCGCCGAGUACUCGACGCGGGCCACGCCCACGCUGCUGGUGAUGUUCGACCGGCUGCGCGGCCGGCUCGACGCGCCGCUGGCUGCCUACACGCUGCUGCAUCAGCUCCCGCACACGCAGUUCCCAGAAGGAGAGGUGGGUGAAAAUGUACUCGUGUACCGGAAAGUGGAGUCUCAACCAAAGCUGCGCGCCGACGAGGUGGUCUAACGAACAAACGAGCAUAGAACUGUUAGUAAAAUCUGUGCCCUUAGUAUCUAGAGUUGCAUAUUGACAAUAUAAGCAAUAAGACGAAACUCAAUAGGGUUCGAUACGUAAAACGGACUUUUAGUCUUGUCUCUUUCUCACUUAUACGAUUUCACCCGUGGAUCGAAAGAGAACGACCCGAAUAUUCGCGUUACGCGUUCACAAUCGACUUAUUUAAAGUAUAAAUCAUAUUCGGUGGCAUCAGAUGUUCCGCGUGUGGUAGAGUGAGAGGUAAGUACUAUAAGCUGUUUUUUAUCUCAUUCUUUAUCCCAGUACAAUAUUUGCUAAUAUAUCCAGAUACAAAAGACUCCAAAUUUAAAUUGCACAAUAAAAAUAGAGAAAUAAUUAAUAUUUUCUAUUAAAAUGUGUUUAUUAAAUUUUUCUCGUCAUGAUUAGUGAUUGACUAUCGAGUAAUGGAUAUAUCAUAUUACAAUUUAUUGAUAGUAUGGCUAAAGAUAAAGUUUCGUUAUACCUACUUAUAAAAAAGGACAAGAAAAAAGUGUUCUUUUUUGUUGUCUUUUGUAGAACCGAACCGGAAUUUACCGGUUUAUGACAUGUAUCGGUUCUUCUUAAAAAUUUUGUAGAUUGCAGCCACAUAUAAAUAAAAAUUGUUACAUUUUUUAUAUUAAAAGAUUAAUAGGAUAACAAAUUUUGAUAUAAAAAAGACAUUUAAUAUAUUAUCAUUUAGCCCACAUAAUUUUUUUUUUUUUCUUUUUUACAUAUUGUAGAUACUAAUAACAUGUUCCGAAUUUAAAAUUGAAUGAAAUUUAAGCUUUAUGAACAUGAUAAACUCUACUAUUCGUAAUAUGACCAGUGUUAUUGUGCAAUUUAAAACGAUAUUUAACUUUUUUUAUUUACAUACGACUUAUCUAAUUAAUUAGAUAUUAUUAUAAGUUUGACUAAAUGGGAAUAUGGCCCCAUUUGUUCAUGUGUUCGAAUAAUAUAUUUACAUUUUUAUAGAAUGUAUAUAAAAUAAUUGAAAUUUUUGUGUGUAAGAGUUGUACUAUAUUAUAAGGAGUGGGCGUUACGAAUCAUACAUACAUACAUGUAACCACAAAAUAAAUAAAUGAUAAUUAAAACAGUCUAUUAUACAAAGUGUAAGGGGCAGGUUAAAAAAAACUGAAACAGUCAAAUUCUUUUCGGAAAAUAUCUAAUUUUUAUUCUUUUAAAAUCAUGUAAUCUUAUGAUAUUAUAUCAUAAAAUAUAGGAAUAAUAAUAAUUAUAGUGAAAUACUAUAGAAUAAAUAUAAAAAUCCUACCGCAAUGUACGGAAUUCGUUGUGUAAGGUCAACACCGCAAGCGUAAGAAAAACUACCUACGAAGAAGCGCCGUUGAUCGCGCGACGUAGAUAUACCACGUCACGUAGAGUACAGUACAUUGUAAAAUUUCAAAUACAUUGCGCGGCGUCAAAUCUAAGAAUCGUUAAUUAUACGCAUGGGAGGUAUCAUGGGCGAAACAGUAUACUCUGUUAUGUCUAUGGUACUGCUCAUGUGUAUAGGCGACGUCAGCUUAUUUGCCAUUCUAAGUUGUAUAAAAAAAAAGCUUAGAAUAUAAAUUUAAUAGCAACUGCGUACAUUUUUUAAUACGAUUUUGUGGUUAUUGUGUAAGUAUGCUUAUGAAUAUAAUUAGAUUUUAUUAGAAUGAUUUACUAAGGUAAUUGAUUAUUACUGCCACAUCUAGGUUUUCUUAGUGUAAUAAAAAAAAAAUAACGGACUGCGUUUUUCAAGAUGGACCACCAUCCUUUUAUAUGUUUUUUUAAUUUAAAUGUAAUAUAAAUGUUAUGUCAGCAAUUAUAAUAGCAUUAUUAACAAAAUAUGAAGUGCCACUUUGGCAUCACAGUAUAUACUGUGAUGUCCUAAUAAUUGUUCAAUUCUAUUAGCGCCAUUGUCUCUUAAACUUAAUAGAAAGUUAAUAGUCCUAGAUAAAUACAAAUCAUGGCCGUAGCGAGGGUCAGGGGGGUAUUGAGGGGCAAUGCCCUAGCUUAAAAUGAAAGGCUCCAAGAAAAUUAGACAGAUUCGCUUUUUCGAAGUCAAUUAUGGCUUUUGCCUUACUAAAAAGUUUUUUCCCUACCAUAAAUUUGGAUUUAGCCACGGCCCUGGUACAAAUCUAUUGGUAUCUCGAUUUAUUCAUAGCUAUCGUUCAUAUCUUUCAAGGCAAGAAUGAACAGACGUUAUAAUAAACUUUUAUUUAUAAUAAUUCUAUCCAUAAAUUCGUUUGUCAUUUAUCUAGGGAGAUACUUAAUUUUUCCUGGUAGAAAAUUAUCAAUGUCGACAUAGUAUUGACCAUAUCGUAUGGCAUAUAUACGUCGAUGACUUCUAUUUAAUAAAAAAAUAAUUUUAAUUUGUGUGUAUGUGUGUGUGUGUGUAUAAAAAUAUUUUCAUACUUGUCUGCCGUUGUUGUUCUUGUAUCCAUGACUGAGAUUCCCUUGUUCGAGUACAAUAUAUUUUAUACAUACAUAAUAUAUAUAUAUAUAUAUAUAUAUAUAUAUAUAUAUAUAUAUAUAUAUAUAUAUAUAUAUAUAUAUAUAUAUAUUUGAUUAGUUUAUGACCUUGCCAAAGUUAGUACUUCCUAUAUUUACUAACAAUUGCGUAGUUUGAAUAGUUUAUAUUAUAUUACAAUUUUUAUAUUGAAUGGAAUAAACAAGAUAUUUCGUUUGUGAUACUACCACCGAAAAUUAAAUUGUGCUGUCUUGUCUACAUUUAUUUUAUAAACUGUUUCUGAAUUUCAAAGAUCAAUUAUGGCAGUAUACAGUAUAUGUUCUUUGAUUAUGUAUUAGUGAUUAUAAAAAAAAAUAUUGUUUAUUGAAAUAUUAAAAUAAACCGUCGUGAAAUGGGUAAAAUGGUUAAUUUUUUUUUUAUUUUCACAUUAAAUAUAUCAAUAUAUCCCUUCUUUGCAUGAUUUUUUUUAUUGGUGAAAUAAAUCAAGGUGAUAUAAUUCAUGUUCAGAAUUAAAGGAAAUAUGGAAAAAAAAAUUUGACAGGUAAGGUUUUUUUUUUCUGCAAUGGACAUUAAAAAGGUAUUCAGACACGAUCAACUUAAAGUGAAAUUGUUCUUUUAUGUAAUUUUUGGGCAUUCAAUGUUAUGAUGGAAAUUUCCACUAUUAUGCAAGGAAGGGAUAUAAGCGGUAACAUUAUAUGAAGUAGAUUCACUAUUAUAAUUUUGUAAGUUAUAAACAAAACAAUGGAAUCCAAAGUAGAAUAUAAUUAUUUAUAAUUAAUUAAUGUAUAUGCAAUAAUUUUUUGAUUUCUUAUUUUAUAGUGUAUUUUAUUUUUCAUAAAUUUAGAUUAUUGUGUAUACUAUUGCCUUGCUCAAAUAUAAAGACAAAGUAUAUUUAAGAUCUCCUAGUAAAUUGUCUUUAAUAGUAAAUAACAACAUGCAAUAAAUAAUACAUGUUUGUGAGUGUUGAUUGACACCUAUUGCACUGUCAUUAUUUCUGAUGAUUGUUGCAUUUACAUACAUCAAUGUGAUGUGCCAGUGAUCAUUACGACAUAUCAGUGCCACGGUCAUGUAUACCUUGCUGUAGAAAUACAAACAAAUCUAAUGCCUGCCGCUCUAAUUCUACGCAGGGCAAUAUCCAACCGCUUCCCGAAUGGCAAAUCUAUCGAUAGAAUCGUUAUCACGAGCGAGUCGUGUGAUGGAAUAAUGAGAUGGCUAUAUUUGCUGUCUUGUUCUUUUUCAUGUAAGCGCUGAUUGAAACGGUUCUCUCUAUAGAUUCGUUUAUCUUGCAUCUAGAGGGGUAGACUAUGUAAUCCGUAAAUAGUUUGCGAUUGCUAACAAUUGCUUCAUAUUUGCUACCAUUCUAUAUUUCUGAAAUGUUUUAUAUGACUUACAAGCGAUUAGCGAGUGAAUGUUGGUGCUGCCUCUGUAGGAUGAUUUAGGAACUAAAAUUAUUAAUAUAGAUUAGUGUCUAUUGUUUCUCCAAAAGUUGUAUUUGCCUUAAUCAAAUUAAGAUGUGUUUUGAUAUUAAUGUGUUUUACAAUAAAAGGUAUUUUCAUACGUCCUGUCUGCUAAUGGAGUAAGCAGAAAUAAUAGAACGCUUACCGUCUUACCACAAAAUAUUUUAAAACGCUGCUUUUCUUAUUGUAAUAAAUUUUAAAUGUUUUAUUUAAAAAAAUAUAUUUUUCGUUUAUAUACAACCAGAUGCUAGACUUGUUUUUGCUGUAAAACAUCUAAACAAGAAUCGUUUAUGACAAGUUUAACUAUUUUGUAGUAAGACGGCUUUAUUCAAUCUCGCUAGACAGAAAUACAUUAAGUAUGAAUCGUGUCCGUGGUACUCGUAAAUAUUGAUAGUGCAAUGGGUUCUUUAGAUGUUUUGAUAUCUGGAACUAAUGAAAUACAUUUAAGGAUUCUUACAUACUAGCAACACU